CGAUCAGCUGUUCGAUGGUUAUUGGCAUUGUGUUUUGUUUUGGGCAAAAUAAUGUGAUAUAACAAGCGUUGAUAAAAUAAUAAAAAAAUUUUAGAGUAAUUAGAUUUUUGGCCAUGCUGCUGCACUAUGGCCAGCAACUCCUGCGCCAUGUCACACGAAAUGUGCUAAACACGUAUCCACAACGACGCCACUUUAAUUAUUAUGAGGCGCUGGGAAUUGGAAAAUCCUCUACACAGCACGAAAUAAAGGCAGCCUAUUAUAAAUUAUCCAUGCUUUAUCAUCCGGACCGCAAUCAGGGCAGCGAGAGCGCAGCCAAAAAAUUCAGGGAAAUCAAUCAAGCCUAUGAAGUCCUGUCGAACUACCGACUGCGACGUCUUUACGAUAAAGGAAUUGUGCAUACGGCAGGAUAUGCCCAAGAUAUAAGAGAUAUGCCCGACGAAGCCGAGGUGGAGGAAGAUGAUCCCGAAACAAAGUUCUACAAAUCUCGUUUCCGUAAAUCCAAAGUCGCGGACUCGGAGGGUCGCACACCUAUCUAUGAUUUCGAUGAAUGGUCGCGUGCCCACUACGGCAAAUCCUUUGAGCGUCGCCAGGAAGCCAAGGCUAAAUUCGAUCGUAUACAGAAUCAGAAACGCAGUAACACCAUUUCCACACAAAAUGAUAUUCUAAUGCUGGCCUUCAUCUUUGCGGGCGUUGCCAUGUACUUGAUGUUUAUUGCCGAAUCAUCUUACGACACACCAAAGCAAAGGGCCGAAGCACUGCACGCCGAGCGUCAGAAGCAGGAACUGAACCGAGUUACGACGAACGACAGCAAAAACUAAAUUAAGGGUAGAAAAGGCGGUGCAACAAGAGGCUAGUCCUAAUUGUACAGUUUGAUAGUCCUAAAUGUUUAAAUAAAUAAAUACAAAUUGUACCUUUUAUCGGC
Molecule: messenger RNA, 922 nt
Organism: Scaptodrosophila lebanonensis
Lineage: Eukaryota; Metazoa; Arthropoda; Insecta; Diptera; Drosophilidae
Product: dnaJ homolog subfamily C member 30, mitochondrial
Exons: 2
Coding region: 114-818 (234 amino acids)
Source: RefSeq, a predicted model, not a curated record